GGAGUCACUUCCGAAGAGAGAGAACCGCCAUGAAGAUAGAAGGGGGUGCCGCCCAACUCUGCUCCGACAGCCUCCCCGAGUCCCAGCAGCAAGACGGCAACCACGCACCCAACUUCUCCAGCCACAGCUCAUGCCGCCGUCGCCAGCGGCGCCGACAUGACAAGGCGCUGCAUGCCCGCUAGGCCAGGUUUCCCCUCAUCCCCAGCCCCGGGGUCGUCGCCCCCGCGCUGCCAUCUGAGACCCGGUAGUACCGCCCCUGCUGCAGCGGGAAAGAGAACAAAGAGUCCUGGGGACAGGAAGCAGUCAAUUAUAGAUUUCUUCAAACCAGCUCCAAAACAAGACAGACAUAUGUUGGAUUCUCCACAAAAAUCAGACAUCAAAUAUGGAGGAAGUGGAUUGUCCAUCACUGGGACAGAGCAGUUUGAAAGGAAACUACCCUCACCAAAAAAAUCUAAACCCAAAAGGGUGCCAUCAGAAAAGAGCACUAUUUUAGAGGCUUUCAUGAAAGGUGUAAAAGAGCACCAUAAAGAUCGUGGUAUGCAUGAGUCCCGUCGGCCUUGUGUGUCAAUAGCCACCAAAUAUCCAAAGGCAGUUACAAAAGUCUAUGUUCCCCCAUAUUGCUUGUCAAAGGAGAUGAAGACACUGAAGAAAAAACAUCGAUCUCCAGAGAGAAGGAAGUCACUGUUCAUUCAUGAAAAUAGCAGGGAGAAGAAUGAGAGAGAUCGAAACAAGACCAGUGCAGAUUCCAAAAAGCAGGCCACAGUGACAGAAACUGACAUCUUCAAGAACAGCUCUAGAAGUCUUAGCAGCAGGAGCAGCCUAUCCAGGCACCACCCAGGAGAAAGUCCAUUGGGGGCUAAAUUCCAGUUGUCAUUAGCUUCUUACUGCAGAGAAAGAGAACUAAAGAAGUUGAGAAGGGAGCAAAUGGAGCAGAGAAUCAACUCAGAAAAUUCUUUCUCAGAAGCAAGCAAUCUUUCCAUAAAAUCCUCUAGUACAGAAAGAAAAUGUAAACCAAGGCAUGAACAAAGUAAACAGAAUGAUGUCACACCUGGAAAGAGUAAUCUUUCAAACCUGGAAAAUGGACAUUUCUCAAGGAAAAGAUCCUCUUCUGAUUCAUGGGAACCUGCUUCAGCAGGGUCUAAGCAGAAUAAGUUCUCUGACAAAAGAAAAAGGAACUCUGUGGACUCAGAUCUGAAAAGCACAAGAGAAUCUAUAAUGCCAAAAGUAAAAGAGUCCUUCCUUGAGAAGCGUCCUGACGGACCACAUCAGAGAGAGAAAUUUAUAAAACAUAUUGCACUGAAGACACCUGGGGAUGUAUUACGCUUGGAAGAUAUAUCCAAGGAACCCAGUGAAGAAAUUGAUCGCUCCUCUGGAGGCUUGGCACCUUCAAAUUCUGGCCACCAUUCUUCCAGGAAUAGUGACCAAAUCCGUGUGGCAAGUACCAAAGAGACUAAGAUGCAGAAACCCCACUUAUCUUUACCUCAGGAAAAGUCUGCAGUUAAAAAAGCUAGCAACCUUCAGAAAAAUAAAACUGCUAGCUCUGUGGCAUCAAAGGAGACAAAACUUCUACCUUUACUCUCCCAUGUUCCAAGUGCUGGUUCUUCCCGGGUACCAUUAAAUGCUAAAAAUUGCACUCUUCCAGUUCCUAAAAAAGAAAAAGAGCGUUCCUCAUCUAAAGAAUGUUCUGGGCAUUCUACAGAGUCCUCCAAACACAAGGAACACAAAGCAAAGACUGAUAAAGCUGAUUCUAAUGUAUCUUCAGGGAAAAAUUCUGGGGGAUCUUUGCGUUCAGAAUAUGGCACUCCUACAAAGUCUCCCCCAGCUGCUUUGGAAGUUGUGCCAUGUAUCCCAAGCCCUACAGCACCUUCAGAUAAAGCCCCUUCAGAUAAAGAGAGUUCAGGAAAUUCCAAUGCAGGUAGCAGUGCACUGAAAAGAAAACUAAGGGGUGAUUUUGAUAGUGAUGAAGAAAGUUUAGGUUACAACCUAGACAGUGAUGAGGAAGAGGAAACAUUAAAAUCACUGGAAGAAAUAAUGGCUUUGAACUUCAAUCAGACUUCUGCAACUACAGGAAAGCCUCCUGCUCUUUCCAAGGGGCUUAGAUCUCAGUCAUCAGACUAUACAGAACAUGUUCAUAGUGGAACGUAUACAAAUACUUUGGAACGUCUAGUGAAGGAGAUGGAAGACACUCAAAGACUAGAUGAAUUGCAGAAGCAACUGCAGGAAGACAUAAGGCAGGGCCGAGGUAUUAAAUCCCCCAUCAGAAUUGGAGAUCAAGACAGUACAGAUGAUGAGGAUGGCCUCUUAGAAGAGCACAGGGAAUUUCUAAAGAAAUUUUCAGUUACAAUUGAUGCUAUUCCUGAUCAUCACCCAGGUGAAGAAAUAUUCAAUUUCCUCAAUUCCGGAAAAAUUUUCAAUCAGUAUACCUUGGAUUUAAGAGACUCUGGUUUUAUAGGACAGAGUGCUGUAGAAAAGCUUAUUCUUAAAUCAGGAAAAACAGAUCAGAUUUUUUUGACAACACAAGGCUUUCUUACCUCUGCUUAUCACUAUGUCCAGUGUCCUGUACCUGUGUUAAAGUGGCUGUUUCGGAUGAUGUCGGUUCAUACAGACUGUAUUGUGUCCGUGCAGAUUUUAAGUACAUUGAUGGAAAUAACGAUUAGAAAUGAUACCUUCAGUGAUUCACCAGUUUGGCCCUGGAUCCCAUCGUUAUCUGAUAUAGCAGCCGUGUUUUUCAAUAUGGGAAUUGAUUUCAGAUUUUUGUUUCCUCUGGAGAAUCUUCAGCCAGACUUUAAUGAAGACAAUCUAGUUUCUGAAACACAGAUGACAUUGGGGGGGGAAGGAAGUGAAGAUUCAUCUUGUAAGCCAAUUUUUUCAACUCUUCCUGAAACCAACAUUUUAAAUGUGGUUAAGUUUCUAGGCUUGUGUACAUCUAUACAUCCAGAAGGUUACCAGGAUCGUGAAAUAAUGUUGCUGAUUUUAAUGUUGUUUAAAAUGAGUUUGGAGAAACAGCUGAAACAAAUUCCUCUAGUGGACUUUCAAAGCCUCCUGAUAAAUCUGAUGAAAAACAUUAGAGAUUGGAACACAAAGGUGCCUGAACUCUGUCUGGCCAUAAAUGAACUGUCUAAUCAUCCACACAACCUUCUGUGGUUGGUACAGCUGGUCCCUAACUGGACAUCACGUGGACGGCAACUAAGACAGUGCCUCAGCCUAGUGAUUAUUUCAAAGCUUUUGGAUGAGAAACAUGAAGAUAUCCCUAAUGCCAAUAAUCUGCAGAUAUCAGUCCUACAUCGCUAUCUUGUGCAAAUGAAGCCUUCAGAUUUGUUGAAGAAAAUGGUCUUGAAGAAAAGGGCUGAACAGCCAAAUGGCACUAUUGAUGACAGUCUUCAUUUGGAACUCGAAAAGCAGGCAUAUUACCUGACCUACAUUCUUCUUCAUUUAGUUGGUGAAGUUAGUUGUUCUCAUUCUUUCUCUUCUGGACAACGGAAACACUUUGUGCACCUCUGUGGGGCUUUGGAAAAGCAUGUUAAGUGUGAUAUUAGGGAAGAUGCAAGACUGUUUUAUAGAACUAAGGUGAAAGACCUGGUUGCCAGGAUACAUGGAAAAUGGCAGGAAAUAAUCCAGAACUGUCGGCCUACUCAGGGGCAGCUUCAUGACUUCUGGGUACCAGAUUCUUAACAGGAGUUGAAGCAGCAAAAAUAUGAACUAAGAGAAAUUCAAUAAGAUCUUUUCCUAGAGGAGUAGAAUGCUACAAACUCCAGUGGAAUAAGAAAAUGUGCUGCAAAUGUGCCACUUGAAAUAUCUAAUAUGAAGCUGGUAAUGAAGAAAUUGCCAUUUCUGAAGCAGAUAUGAAACAUGAUCUGCUUAAUUUUAAGGCAACUGACAUUUUAAAAAGAGCAGAAUCCUGUAACGAGAGGGGAGGGGUAGAAGCAGCAAAUAGUUGCAUGUCUAACCUGCCCCUAUUAAUUCUUGUUAAAUUGUAAGCUAGUUUUUUGUUUUGUUUUUGUUUUGUUUUGUUUUGUUUGUAUUUAUGGCACUUGGAUAAUCACAGAAAAUAUGUAGGGAAGGGUUUGGACCAACUUGACUAGUUGGACAUGGAAAUCAAAACCAAGUUCCAGUUGGGUUUAAUUUUCCCCUUGUUUAUUUUAGGACUCAAAAAGAAAACUUAGAAGUGAGAUUAAUAACAAAAAUAAAUCUCUUCUGUAAUUCCUAUAAACCACAGGGAGGUUUCAAUCCAUACAUUUUCCUUCACUCUUCAGGAUUAUAAAUCUGUUAGGUUUUUAAAAUACAUUUAAACAGUUAAGAAACAAAUUUGGUAUAUUGUCAGAUCCCCCUUAAGGGGCAGAGGUUAAGCUAUACAAUAGCAUCUCUUUUUAUGCCAAAACAUUCAUAUGCAGUUUGUUUUGGGUUCCUUUUAAGUGUAUAUAUAUUUUUUAAAUACUGGUUAAGUCUUAGAAUCCUGGCCCUUGGUUAGCCAUAUUACAGAAGUCUAUAGUAUAGAAGCUUAAAGAUCUGGACAAGUUUCCAAAACCCUUACUUUCAUGAGUCUAUAAGCUUGGCAGAGACCUGGAUGGUGUUUAUUCUUUGGGACAUUGCACACGCCUGUGUGUGUGUGGGUGUGUGUGGGUGUGGGUGUGUGUGUAUGUCUUAUGUGUAUGUGUGUGUGCGUGCACGUGUGUGUGCUUGUAUUUUAAAUUUGUUGCACUUGAAAACCACAGCUGCUCAAAAUAUUCUUAAACACUGGAAAGCCAUCCUUGGGUUUAAAUGGUGAAGGGUUAGUAGAAGUGCACAUGCUGAUCUUAGCCCAAGGGCCCUUUGAAGCCUUUGGUAGUAAUAGACUCUUACUAGCUAACUGAAAAAUUCUUUCGUUGACUGGGUGUCCCUUUUUGGAGGGCUUUGUUUCUUGAAUGAGAAUGUCAACUUUUUUUCUUUCCAUAUUGACUUGGAUGACCCUGCUUUCCUGAGCAUUCUGAUGUCUCCAAUUGUGGAGGGAAAGAUGAUGGAGAAGAAGGGAAUUGGAAUUGGGGUUUAUGGUUUGAGAGGGGAGGAAAUAAUUUUUGAAAAAUAGCUUUCUACUUCUAAAUUGAGGCUUAGGAGUAAAAAGCAUUUUAUCUUAAAUUUAUCAUUUACAAUAGUAUAAGUAAUGUUUGAGCCCAUGUCAAGCAUUGAGCAGUUAGAGAUUUUAUAGGGAAGACUAAGUAAAUCCAAUCCCAAGAACCCUGACUGAAUGAGGCUCCAGGAGUCAGACCAACAAAAGUUUUAUUCUGUGUUGAGUUUACUGGUAAGAAUAUUAUUAUCUUGAUACUACCUCUCAAGGGUAUUAUUAGAAAAUGCCACUUAUGGUUAAUGAGAUAGAUACAAAGAGUUCUAUUUGACAGAAGCUUGAAACUCUGGCAUCUAUCUGCCCAACAAUGGGGGCUUUCACUCUUUGUAAUUUAAUACUUUGUAGAUACAUUAUUUGUGUGUAAUUUUAUAAGUGUUCAUAUUUUUCUCAUUUUGCAUUGUGUAAAGUGUACAAAAUCUCAAAGUAUAAAAUACUGCUUAUAUUGCUUGUAA
This is a messenger RNA of Ailuropoda melanoleuca (giant panda), 5550 nucleotides long. It is a transcript of the gene SLF2, whose product is annotated as SMC5/6 complex localization factor 2. The coding region runs from base 157 to 3672 and encodes 1171 amino acids. Gene Ontology annotation, cellular component: nucleus; site of double-strand break. Lineage: Eukaryota; Metazoa; Chordata; Mammalia; Carnivora; Ursidae. The record is from RefSeq and is a predicted model, not a curated record. Gene Ontology annotation, biological process: protein localization to site of double-strand break; positive regulation of double-strand break repair; DNA damage response. The transcript is spliced from 20 exons.